AUGAGCAGUAUUUACUGCUUUUGGCAAAAAGGUAUCGAACAAUGGGCACAACUGUAUAAUGUGUCGAAAAGUAGUACAACAGAGAUGGAAUACAGAGCAGCUAGUGAAGCAUUUUGUUUGGAAGGGCAUCCGAAUUUGGGUAAGAUCGUGGGCAGUUUGCCUGGAUCCAUUCCCCGUGUGCUUAUGUUUGAUUACAAAAUACGAGACUGGUUAUACGAGAUGCCAAUUUUAAUGAAUUUGACGGUACCGGGACGACGGAUUCAUGAAAUGCGCAAAAUUGGGAAGAUAAAUGGUAAAUUAGGACAAGUAGCUGCGAUGAGUAUCCAAUCAUUUAUUAUCAGUGACUGCCAUGGUUCCAUAUGUAAAUACUGGUACAGUUCAUUAGGUCAGAUCGCUAAAGUAACCGCAACAUGCAUCUUUACAUCAUCAUCCGAUGCUGUUGCGGGCGUAUUCGAAAUAUCCCGCAGUUUUCUGAUGCCAACACGACUGAAAUCGUCAGCACCAAUGCCAACUGAAGGGAAAUGGAGAAAAAGCGUAGUUAAGCAUUGGAUGGAACACUUCAUGGUGGCUAUUUACGCAUUCACGAUCGCAUUCGUGUUCAUCAUAAAGAUUCUCAUGGAAAUUCGUAUCAUGACCCUUCGUCCCGAUAACAUUCCCAUCUUCGUGUACUACUUCACAACAUUUUACAA
This is a messenger RNA of Loa loa (African eye worm), 689 nucleotides long. RefSeq lists its product as hypothetical. The annotation marks the transcript as partial. NCBI's taxonomy places the organism in Eukaryota, Metazoa, Nematoda, Chromadorea, Rhabditida, Onchocercidae. The record is from RefSeq and is a predicted model, not a curated record. The transcript has 4 exons.